AUGAAAGCGCUCGAACAUGGACUUGACACGUCUCGGGGAUUGGUGAGACGAAUAUCUUGCAGUCGGGCUGUUGGCAGCAGUGGAGCUGACGAUAAAAACAACGGUUAUGAAAAUAGUUGUAAUGAAAAUAAAAAUUUAAAAAUUGAUAGCACAAACAUUAAUAAUAAUGAUAUUAAAAGAAGAGAAGAAAAAACAAUAAAUAAUAAAAAGAGAAAUGUGAAGCGUCAAGCUUUCAAUGGUGGUGAUAGAGAUACUGCUCUUAUAUCAAAUGACGGACAAUCAUUACCAUCAUUAACAAUACCUUCAGCAAUAAUUCCAAUGAUUUCACCAAUAAUUCCGAUGAUUUCACCAAUAAUUCCAAUAAUUUCAUCAAUAUUAUCACCUUUAUUGCCCCCGCCAGCCUCACCAACCCCACCCCCGUCAUUAUCAUCACAAUCCUUAUUGUCUCCUAUUUUAUCUUCAGGUUUAAUAAUUCCCUCCGCAACAAAUGCUCCUAGUUCUAUAUCCAUUUCGACCACUAUGCCUACUACUACCACUACUUCUUCGUCAACAGUUGAACUAACAACUCGUACCACAAUUUCACCUGCUGAGAACGGAUCACUUCCCACUUCUCUAGUGACAUCAUCUACCACAUUUACCGAAAAUAGUAGUGAAUCGGACGAUUCUGAUGGUAAAAGUAAACUGAAAGCGGGAAUAAUCAGUGGAAUAGUUCUUGGAAUUCUGGUCAUUCUACUUUUUGUCGCUUAUUUUGUAUAUCGAGCAAUCAGACGACGUAGAAAAGGUAAAGGGAUUGUGCGUUUGUCGCAAGAUCUCGAGACAACUUAUAUGCCAUCUAUGACGCAUGCGAUUCCAGCACAUCCUCGACAACAACGUCCUGAACUAGAAAAUAACUUGGAUUCACUGACAAAACCUCUUUCUUUGCUUGGUCUAUACAAAAACCCAAGUACAUCUUCAUUUAUUGAAGAUUUCAAUAAUACAGCAUAUGGAGCAAGCACGAGUGGAACAUUUAAUCGUGAUGCUGCUGUUGGUGGUAUAUCAAGUGGCAGUGGUAUAAAUAACAGUGGUGGGUUUUUGUAUGGUGAGACUGUUGCAAAUAUCGCAUCCCCUGCAAAUAAUUCUGGUUCUGGAUCGGGUCUUAGAAGAUCUUUUAGCGCACCUUCUUCACCCACAAGUGAAAAAGUUCAAACGGUCCAAGUAGGAAAUGUGCCAUCUUCUCUCCCUCAAAUUGAACAACAAUCUCCACUCGGAAAUCCAUUCCUAGAAAGUGUGAAUCCAUUCAGUGAUAAUUUGGAGGAAGAUGAAUUGGAAGAUGAAUUCCAAGAUACCUCGGAAGGACCUGAAGAUAUAGGUGACUUUCCAAAGCCUCCAGAAAGAAUUAACGAUGCGAGUAGACCUGUUUCUUUAUCUUCUAAAACCAACAAUGAUAAUGCAUGA
This is a messenger RNA of Ambispora gerdemannii, 1434 nucleotides long. Lineage: Eukaryota; Fungi; Glomeromycota; Glomeromycetes; Archaeosporales; Ambisporaceae. The record is from the annotation of a GenBank genome assembly.